Molecule: messenger RNA, 510 nt
Organism: Trichoplax adhaerens
Lineage: Eukaryota; Metazoa; Placozoa; Uniplacotomia; Trichoplacea; Trichoplacidae
Exons: 1
Coding region: 1-510 (169 amino acids)
Source: RefSeq, a predicted model, not a curated record
AUGAAAGCGUCUACCUUGUACGACAAAACCAAUCGAGCGAAUCGUUUGCAGAAACUUCUGGCAAGCCCCUACGAGAGAGCGAUGAAAGCGUCUACCUUGUACGACAAAACCAAUCGAGCAAAUCGUUUGCAGAAACUUCUGACAAGCCCCUACGAGGUACCGAUGAAAGCGUCUACCUUGUACGACAAAACCAAUCGAGCAAAUCGUUUGCAGAAACUUCUGACAAGCCCCUACGAGGUACCGAUGAAAGCGUCUACCUUGUACGACAAAGCCAAUCGAGCAAGUCGUUUGCUGAAACUUCUGACAAGCCCCCUACGAGAGAGCGAUGAAAGCGUCUAUUUUGUACGACAAAACCAAUCGAGCAAGUCGUUUGCUGAAACUUCUGACAAGCCCCUACGAGGUACCGAUGAAAGCGUCUACCUUGUACGACAAAACCAAUCGAGCAAAUCGUUUGCAGAAACUUCUGACAAGCCCCUACGAGGUACCGACGAAAGCGUCUACCUUACUUGA